Messenger RNA from Drosophila yakuba, 450 nucleotides. RefSeq names its product protein CEBPZOS. The record is from RefSeq and is a predicted model, not a curated record. Lineage: Eukaryota; Metazoa; Arthropoda; Insecta; Diptera; Drosophilidae. The transcript has 2 exons. The coding region runs from base 55 to 318 and encodes 87 amino acids.
UUUUUCUUUUUUUUAGAAAGCAAACGUGUUUAAUAUUUACAACUCCCACUUAAAAUGCUGCCCAAAACACCAAAACCUGCGAUUUGGAAAUUCAUUAAAGGAAGUGCCAAAACACUGUUUGUCCUCGAGGCAGUUUGCUUUGCAGCCAGCUACGGCGUUUAUUAUCGCAUGAACACGAAUCGAGAGUUUCGCCAGCACAUUCACGAGAACUAUCCCUUCGUUCUGGACUAUUACUAUAAAAUCGGUGAAAUCGUGGGAGACAGCACGGUGCGACAGUCGGAUGCGAGUUAUUGGAGUGCUUUAAAGAAAAGCGACUAGAAGAGACCGCUUCCAAAAUGCUUAGUAAUCCCUAUUUUAAGUCCGUUUUGUGGCUGAUUGGCUUCGGUGGAAUGGGCUACGGCUUGAUGCUGCUAACCGAGCCGAACGUCGAGAAAAUAGAGCGCAUCAAAG